Messenger RNA from Beta vulgaris subsp. vulgaris (sugar beet), 1352 nucleotides. Its product is annotated as cytosolic sulfotransferase 5. Gene Ontology annotation, cellular component: cytoplasm. The coding region runs from base 149 to 1174 and encodes 341 amino acids. The record is from RefSeq and is a predicted model, not a curated record. NCBI's taxonomy places the organism in Eukaryota, Viridiplantae, Streptophyta, Magnoliopsida, Caryophyllales, Amaranthaceae. The transcript has a single exon. Gene Ontology annotation, biological process: sulfation. Gene Ontology annotation, molecular function: sulfotransferase activity.
UCAAUAGUAUCCUUUUAUAAAUUCCAUUUGUUUGCAAAAUUCUCAUACCUUUUCAAAUUAACCUUUGCUUCACCUUCUUAGUACUUAAAACAAAUUUCACUAACUUUAAGACUUAAGAGUCUUUAUCUCCAACAAUUAUACAUCCACAAUGACUGAGAAUCAAAGGGAGGAGGAAAUACAUGUAGAUGAAGAAGAAGUUCAACACCUUAUGCAAAGUCUACCAAAAAUAACCCUGUUAAAUAGCAAACUUGAACUAGUAAACUAUCAAGGUUUUUGGCAUCCUCAUAUCUUAAACUACUUUAAGAGCACCCUCAUGUUCCAACGACAUUUCCAUGCUCGAAACACCGAUAUAAUCAUUGCUAGUUUUCCUAAAACCGGCACCACUUGGUUGAAAUCUUUACUCUUUGCUGUUGUCAACCGUUUUCGCUACCCGAAAAACCAAAACCCUUUGCUUAAACAUCACCCACAUGAACUUGUAUUUCGUCUAGAGGUUGAUGUUUAUGGUGAUGCCUUUGAAUAUCCCCGGCCUCACCAUCUUAACGAGCUUCCUUCGCCAAGGCUUUUGCAUACACACUUGCCUUACACCUCUCUUCCUGAGUCGAUUAAGACUUCUGCGUGUCGAAUUUUGUACAUCAGUCGAAAUCCCUUGGACACGAUUGUUUCGUCGUAUUACUUCUUCUUGGAAUAUAUGAAAAAUAUCCAAGGUGAUCAAGAUUUUAAUCAUGUUACUAUAGAAGAGUUCUGUGAGGACUUUUGCGCCGGAAGAACAGCCCAUGGGCCGUUUUUCGAACACGUGGUUGGAUACUGGAAGCAAAGCUUAGAGCGGCCUGAUAAGGUGUUGUUUCUUAAGUACGAGGAUUUGAAAGAUGAUACAAGAUUUUACGUAAAGAAGUUGGCUGAAUUUGUGGGUAUGCCAUUUUCUUCAAAAGAAGAAAGUGAAGGUGUUGUAGAAGAGAUAAUAGAGUUGUGUAGUAUAAAAAAUCUGAAAGAAUUGGAGGUUAAUAAGAGUGGAGUUAUUAACAAGUUUUUUGAGAAAAAGAGUUACUUCAGGAAAGGGGAAGUGGGGGAUUGGACCCAUCAUUUUACACCUUCUAUGGUAGAAAGGAUAAAUAAUCUAAUGCAAGAUAAACUUGAGGGAACUGCUUUAUCCUUCAAAAUGCUUUCCUCACAAUGAUCUUGAUGUACUUGUGAAUUUAUCCCAUUAAAUUUAUGCUUUCUGUUUUUUUUUUUUUUUUUUUUUUUUUUUGUGUAUUAUUAACUUUAUAUAUUGUAACAAGUCUUAUGCAAUUACGAAUUGUGUUGAAAGAUGAAAUAAGAUUUUUCAUUUUGAACAUACAUUCUUUCACUGUGAA